Molecule: messenger RNA, 2394 nt
Organism: Scheffersomyces stipitis CBS 6054
Lineage: Eukaryota; Fungi; Ascomycota; Pichiomycetes; Serinales; Debaryomycetaceae
Gene: SLM2
Product: phosphatidylinositol 4,5-bisphosphate-binding protein
Exons: 2
Coding region: 1-2394 (797 amino acids)
Source: RefSeq, a predicted model, not a curated record
AUGCCGUACGAUCCCCAUAACCCUUUGGCGGUUGCCUUGCCAUACACGUUCAAUUCCGAGGGAGAGUUCCCCACAGAAGUCAUGGCCAACAGGUUCCAGGCUUGGCGGUCUAUCAUCAAGGACUUGGUUAACUACCUCAAGGAGUACGCCAACGUCCAAGAAGAACGGGUCAGACAGCAGAUUCGUUUGCAGCAAGCAGUGGGAAUUUCUACCAGCUCGUCAGUUUCGGCCAACUCGUCGUCGUCACAUGGCCACUCUUCGUCGUCUUCAAACUCGGCAAAGGACGACUUACUCGCCAUCAACAAGUUCUUUCUCCCCAUCGGGAAUGGCUCGGUCCAGGAUUUACCAACCAUUCUCACCAAGUUCCACCAACAGAACGUAACUAACUCCAGCAAGACGCUCAAGGACAUCAACCAGAUUAUAAUACCCAAACUUGAGGAGUUAAGAAAGGACUUGCUAGUCAAGAUCAAAGAGAUCAAAAACUUGCAGAACGACUUCAAGACGUCCUUGGGAAAAGAAUUGAGUGAGACAAAGCUCUUGAUUUCACAAUACCAUCAAGCUUUUGAACUAUCCAAUAAGCUUGAGCACGGCUCAUCUUCAGCUCACCAUCUGGACUCUGGCAGUGAAAGUGGAAAGUAUGACCCUUAUUUGGUUAAAAUCAAGUUGGACAGACAAUUGAAGCGACAAUUGAGUGAAGAAAACUAUCUCUAUGAAGCAUAUACCAACUUGCAAUCUUCAGGUGGGAAGCUUGAGUCGAUUAUUGUUUUAGAAGUUCAGAACUACUUGUCAAUGUUCUUGAAUUUGCUCAGCACCGAGAACUCGUCUUUGUCGAACUUUUUGCUUCCCAACUUGAACAACGGCUUUUUAUCGAAAGAAACCAGCUUUGAAUGGGAUGCUUUCAUUUCCCGAAACUUGCCAGCAGCAUCAGCGAUAAGUGCUGUAGGAAUAAAUAGUUCCAUUGCCAAACAUGGCACCUUUAUUGACCUUUCUAUUCCUCAGAGAAAGCUUUCAGAGUUGAAGAUUCCUAAUUUCGACUCAAACUUGAAUGUAGCUAUCAGAGAAGGUUUCUUGGAAAGGAGAUCGAAGUAUCUCAAAAGUUAUUCAAGUGGCUGGUACGUCUUGACUUGUAAUUACAUUCAUGAAUUCAAGACAGCCGACAGGAAGAAAGACCAGCAGCCGGUCAUGUCUUUAUCAUUGGAUACUUGCACUGUUUCUGACCAUUCGAAAGAUGAUGGCAAGGCUGGAGGAGCAUACAAGUUCAUCUUGAGUCUGAAACUGACCUCUGGCCUUGUUCACAGAACCCACAACUUGGUAUUCAGAACAGACACGUUCAAGAGCAUGAUAGACUGGUACAACGACAUCAAGAUGUUAACAUCUUUGCCUACCCCAUCGGCCCGUGGUAGACACAUCGCCAAAACUAGACCUAAAACUAAUCUCACUUCCAACAGCUCGAAAGCCAUUUCUCGGGCUUCAAGUUUGUAUUCGUCCACAACGAAUGGAGGAAGGUCAAUUAGAACUGGAAACUCGGCAGCUUCUCCUCCCAAUGCAGCUACGAAGCAGAGACCUUUGUCUCAGGCUACUUCUAUCAUGAAUGCAAACAGAUUGCUGUCUACAUUUUCACAAAAGAAUAGCCAAUCUCCCCGAAUGGCCAACAUGAUCAACAGUGAUGGAACGAUCAUUACUCCUGAUACCCCUCUUCAACCGAAUACUCUGAUUCCGCAGAUCCAGCUUCCACAACAGCAGAUUACACCAGGACCAGGUUCAGUUCAAAACCAGCAACAUUUCAUCACUCCCACCUCUGGAUUUCAGUACUAUAUUCCCAGCAAUGGACAGCCUCAGCAGUUCUAUGAUCCCGUACAAAACCAGUAUUAUACUUUGACACCAUCUGUGCCCAGUGGUUCUCAUCAACCCCAACCUCAGCCUCAGUAUUUCCCAAACACACCUCAACAGAGCACACCUCAACAGUUUGUGCCACUUCAGGCUGCGCAAUCUCCAUCGCAGCCCUACCCUAUUAACACUGCCAACUACUUUCCACAAUAUGCCCAUUCCCAACAGUUGCAAAAAGGAUACGGUGAAAACUUACCAUAUCCUAAUAACCAUCCUGUUGACUCUCCUUCUGAAACACAAAGCCAGCACACAGUGGAGGAACCUUUGGCCAAUGGCACCCGUAACGAUUCUCACCUCAGCCAUCAAAGCUUGCAACACAUAACAUCAGGCAAUGAUGUAAACGACGAGGUUUCUACGUUGCAAAGCAAUAUUGCUGAUCAGCCUUCAAUUUCCAUCGAUAUUGAUGACAAGUUUGAUGACAAGAGCGAAACCAACGAGGAUGAGUUUGAGGGAGAGAAAACAAAAGUUUCUUUAACUGCAUUGGACGUUCAAAAGAACAAGGUCUAG